GGCGAUGCGGCGCCGGCUCCGGGCGCUGAUCCCCAGCUUGACCAUGCGUGCCGGCGCGGGGGCCGUGCUGCGGGGACACCGAGGCUGCGGCUCGGCCUGACGCAGCCCCCAGCUCCCCGGCGGCGGGGCCGACGCAGCCCGGCCGGAUGGAGGCUCCAGGUGGGGCGGGGACCCCAGAACGGGUGAAAGAAGCCCAAGCGCUGGAGCGAGCCACAGGCAUCCCGGCACAUGGGCCGGUGGAGGAGCCUCCCAGCCCCCCUGCCGAGGAGCAAGGCGGGAUCCCCAUCCCCAGCUCCGGCCUGCUGCAGGUCGCCGAGCGGAGACAGCCCCUGAGCAGCGUGUCCUCCCUGGAGGUGCACUUCGACCUGCUGGAUCUGACCGAGCUGACGGACAUGUCGGACCAGGAGCUCGCCGAGGUCUUCGCCGACUCCGACGAUGAGAACGUAGCCAGCGAGUCCCCUGCCGGUCUGCACCCGCACCCCAUCCCUCGGGCAGGGUACCUGCGAUCCCCCUCCUGGACAAGGACCAAAGGCGAGCAGGGACGGGAGAAGAAACACCUCAGUGACUCGGAGCUGCAAGCAGGCGUUGUUGACACAUUCCUGGCGGUGGAGAGGCCCCAGAAGGAAUAGAGGGCUGGGAGCCAUGGUGCCGAGCUGGGGUUGGUCACUCUUGCACUCACCCCCACUUCCAGACAGUUUGUGACCUUAACAGACCCCUGCACCUAGAGAGACGUGCAAACGCUGCUGGCUCCAUACAACACAAAGCUCCCCCUUAGUGCAGCCAUAGGAUGUGGAGCAGGUGUGCGAGGGCACUGGCCCUGCUGGGCAAGGAAUUCCCGGGGGAGACAGAUCAUCAUCACACCAUCUUAGCACUUUUUAGCCCUUUCUUGCUCAUUCUGCACAAAACCUGGCCAGGCCAGCAGUAGUGAGAGCCCUGAAGGGAUUGUACUGAGCAGGGCCUAGGGCCAGGAGGGAGCCCGGCUGCACAGAAGGGAAAAGCAGGUUUGGAGAGAAGUGUGUCUUGCUGGAGAACAACCCUCCUGCUGCAGGCAGAGUUAGGAAGGGGGGGAAGCCCCCUUUCUUCCCCUAGGGCAGCGGGAGGUAACGUCCAAGGAACCUGAGGGCAAACAGCCACGCUGUUUCUUCCACAGUGAAGUGCUGCAGCUCAGAGCAGAACCCAGCUGCCUGUGAGCUACCGGCCAAGGGGGGGGGGGAUCUAGCCCUCACCUUCUAGAAGCACAUUCUCUUCCCCGUGGCCUUACGCCUGUACGGGCUUUAGUUCUGGUGUAAGAGCAGCACUGCUGGAGAUGCCAACCCAGGAACAACAGCCUGUGCUCAUGCUCCAUCGUGCGCCUGCACAAGGAACUCUGCAGUGGGACUGGCAUGCGUUAACUCACGUGGCUGCGAGGAACCCGCGGGUCUGAAUUACGACGACUGCUUUGUCAUUGUUACAAGGAAGCAGAGUUCCAGCUCUGGAAGCAGCGUGGGCUGGUUCCUGGGGAGCACCAGGGGGCCGGGGGCCGUUGGACAGACGUCUUUCUGUGGUAAAACCGGACUAGGCUGAAGCGAGCUGGACCAUGGGCCCGAAUGUACGGAUCCUGCUGGAGGGGGCCCUGGGGCGAGGCAGGAGGGGCUGUGUUUACCUGAUCCUUUCACCACUGACACAAGCCGCUUCGUGCUAAGGAGCAGAAUGGAUUCGAGGUGACCUGGGAGAAGAACGGGACCAGCGCUGCACACAGAAAACAAGCGAGGCUAAGCUGGACAUCCUGGCCUGGCCCCUUCAAACCUCAGCCCCCAUUGAAUUGUUGCCACUCUCCGAGCCGCUGCUGUCCAACUGGAAUCUGAUGUGUUACCAAACUUUUCCUACCUCCUCCCGGGGGUGGGUUUAGCCUGUUGAAUGCCCACAGGUCCCGAUCUUGCUAAGCCCAGCCGUUCUGCAGGGGAGCCAGACAGUGCUAGAAUGUCUUCGCAGGCUCCUCUCACAACUGCUGCUGUCCACCCCUCCGAGCCCCCCGGGCAGUCUAGUCUUCAUCUCCUCCCUUGUUCAGAGCACCAAAUAAUGCCCCGGCUGUCUCCAGAGCCCUGGCAACUUUCUUAUAAGACAGUUACAAAGAAGCGAUGGCGGGGAGGGGGCAGGUCUUCCCCUCUUCCAACUUCCCUUGGUUAAACGGGGGAAUCCUCAUUUUCUGCCGUUCUUCUGUGGAGAAGAAACUCUCCUGCCGAACCACCAUCUCUUGCCUCACUGUAGCGUCGUGGGUGUGUGGCUGCCUCCGGUCCCUGUGGCUCUGUGUGCGCAGUAGUGUCGAGCCGGGGCUACGUUGCGGAGGAGCAGCACUGCCAGCUCUGCUUAGGACCCCUGGCCCCUUGUAUCUUGUGUCAAAGGCUGACUUUCAAGAGAUCGCAGCGAGGUAGCUGCUCUGCUACGCACGAAUCCCUGACCCAGAAUCAGGUAGUCUACGAAUGAUUUAGCACCAGGUUCCCCACGAACAUGCGGUGCGCAACGGGUAAGAGGCGGCUCCCUUCUGUCUGCACUCCGGUCCCGACCCGAAUGGCUCUCCUCAUCGAACCGUACUCCCCGGAGGGGGGGGCCGGCUAUCCGGGGCCAAGCGAGGCUCCACGGCGCUCCCGUAUCAUUACGUUUAGGGGGGAUUCUGACUUAGAGGCGUUCAGUCAUAAUCUCACAGAUGGUAGCUUCGCCCCAUUGGCUCCUCAGCCAAGCACAUACACCAAAUGUCUGAACCUGCGGUUCCUCUCGUACUUUGCAGGCUGCUGUUAGGGGCGAGGUCGCCUGGCUUGGAGGCCAUGUUCCCAAGAGGGAAACGAGUCAAUUCAGAGGUGGCCAGCACAACCCGUCAUGUCCAGCUCUCCGCAAAGCUCAUCUUUAGUGCACAACAGCAGCAUUGUAAAGUGAGACUAGUAACAGUCUGGGGGGACCGUCUGUCAAGGGAUGUGAAAUAAUUAGGACCCUACCACCUUCAUGGUCCAUUUUGGUCAAUUUCACAGUCAGGAUUUUAAAAAUAAUCAAUUUCAUGAUUUCAGCUAUUUAAAUCUGCCAUUCCAGUGUUGUAAUUGCAGGGGUCCUGAGCCAUAACGGAGCAAUGGGGGGAGGAGCUGCAAGGUUCCUGGAGGAGGGGUUGUGGUAUUGCCACCCUUACUUCUGCACUGCUGCUGGUGGGGAGCUGGGCGCCCAGCCCACACCUGCCACGCUCCAGCCCCCCGGCACUGAAGGCAGCGUAGAAGUAAGAGUGGCAAUACUGUGACACCCCUCCCCCCCGCAACUCCCUUUUGGGUCAGGACCCCCCAUUUGAGAAACGCUGGUCUCCCCCGUGUAUAGUAGAAGGUAAAAGCACACAACACACCAGAUUUCACAGUCCGUGACACAUUUUUAUGGCCGUGAAUGUGGUAGGGCCUUACAAAUAAUGCCCCGGGUGGUUGGACCAUGCCCUCUCUCUCCUCUACCAAAGCUGGAAAAGUCUGAGCCAGAUCUCUGGGGUGGGAAGAACCCCAGCUCUCGUUUCUGCCCUGUUCAGCCCAGCUGGGCUCUUGCAUUGAAAUUCAGACGCAGCACGGAGAGGGGGUUCCAGCAGGCCGUUCUCUGGGCUGCACCCUGAAUUUCAUGGCCAGACAGUUGGGCUGCUCCUGAUUGUCAUGUAAAUCAGGCCAGCUGGAGUGCAGCUAGGCUUUGGCUGACACGAGCCACUAGGGGCUUUGGCAGCAGCUUCAAAAAUAAAUUCCCUGCUUCCAGAGCCCAGUGUGGCGGUUUGGGCUGGGUUGCAGCUGUCAUUCAGAUGGGUGCUGUUGCUAUUCCAGUGUCCUACCUGUUAGUUAUACAAGUGCCAGCAGCCCCCUGGAAAAGGACGGCUCCAACUCUGAUGUAUGCAGGGGCUUGCAAGGGAGGGAUUCCUUAAAAACCAUCUCCCACGCAGAGCAGGAGUUGGUUAAACUCCUCCCUGGAGCUCCGGCACCGAGCUGCCUGGCCACCAGAGUAAAAGAGCAGUUAGGUUGUGAUGCCAGCAGGGCACAAUAAGGACUUGGCUGGUUUUAAUCUAAGUCUUGAGGCAGCUCCAGGCAUCCAGGACACACGCACUGCACCCGCCAGCUGUGGAGCUGUUCUGCCCUUGGCCUGUACUUUUCAUUGGUUGUGUAGCAGCUUUCUGUACUGUUAAAAAACAAACGUAUCCCCA
Messenger RNA from Malaclemys terrapin pileata, 4183 nucleotides. RefSeq names its product dysbindin domain containing 1 (gene DBNDD1). The record is from RefSeq and is a predicted model, not a curated record. NCBI's taxonomy places the organism in Eukaryota, Metazoa, Chordata, Testudines, Emydidae. Gene Ontology annotation, cellular component: cytoplasm. Gene Ontology annotation, biological process: negative regulation of protein kinase activity. Bases 147 to 629 code for a protein of 160 amino acids. The transcript is spliced from 4 exons.